CACCGUUCCUCAUUUCUCAGUCUCCCUCUUCUCUCUUCAGAAUCAGAAUUCCUCAUCUCACCAGUUUUCCAAUUCCUCACUCAUUUGAAUCUUUCAUGGCUUAUCAUUCAUCACCACACUCAACAACACCAUCCUACUUCUUUCUCUCUUCCAAUUCCCUUCACACCAAACUUUUCCAUCACAUUCCCAUUCAACUCGUAACGCUUUCUGCCGCUUAGUCCCAAACACAACACCCAAGGAACCAUUACUUUCCGUUAUGGGAAAGCGUAAUUCUCAACGUAAAAAUGCUGCAAUGUUGGAUAGUGACGAUGAUAGUAGUGUGAGUUCGUCGUCAACUUCACGAACUGAUCACGUGUCCGUGUCAGGGACCGAAGAAGUGCACUUCGAUCAAGAUGCUCUGCUCGAUCAAGCUCUCGAUGCUUUGGAUGAGAAGAGGGGUUCCACGAGGGAGAGAGCUUUGUCAUUGAUCAUUGGGGCAUUCAAUAGCAAUAUGCAGCAUCAGUUUGUGGACAAGAAAUUUGCUACCUUAUUACAUCAGUGUCUUGCUUCAAUAAAAAGGGGAUCCAAAAAGGCAUCUGCUAAGGAGAUAGCUUUGGCAUGUCAUGCCAUUGCUUUGUUGGCCCUAACUGUUGGAAGUGGUGAUAAUGUACGUGAAAUAUUUGAAGAAUCGGUUCGUCCUCUAGAUGAAUUUCUCACUUCUAAAUCUGAUUUGUCAAAAACUCCAUCAUUGCUGGAAUGCUUGGCUAUAAUCACUUUUGUUGGUGGGAAUGAUCAAGAGGAAACAGAGAGAUCAAUGGACAUAAUGUGGCGAGUAAUUCAUCCAAGAUUAGGUUCCAAUGUAGUUGCAGUCAAACCUUCUGCUCCAUUAAUAACUGCUGUGGUAUCUGCUUGGUCCUUUCUCCUAUCUACCAUGAGCCAGUUGAAGCUAAAUUCAAAAAAUUGGCAAAAUUCAAUAUCUUAUUUAUCUAGUCUUCUAGAUAAGGAAGACCGGCCAGUGCGUAUUGCUGCUGGUGAAGCACUGGCUCUAAUUUUUGAGAUUGGAAUUAUAGAAAAAAUUUCUGCUGAUUCAAAGGGUGCCAGUGAUAUGACUCAAGAAGAAAGGAAUCGGCAGGACAGUUACAGCCAUUUACAAGGAUUGAAAGGGAAGGUCAUAAUUCAAGUAAAAAAUCUUUCUGCUGAGGCUGGUGGAAAAGGUUCUGCUAAGAAAGAUCUUAAUAGUCAGAGAAACUUGUUCAGAGAUAUUGUGGAGUUUUUUGAGUAUGGUUACUCUCCUGAAAUUUCGAUGAAAAUUGGUGGUGAUUCACUGCAGACAUCUUCAUGGUCCCAAACGAUACAGUUGAACUUUCUCAAGCGCUUUUUAGGGGGAGGGUUCAUCAAGCAUAUGCAGGAAAAUGAGUUCCUUCAGGAUGUCUUUGAUUUCACACCAAAGAGAAGAUAUCCUAAUGAUAAUGAACAUCGGAUGUCUAGUGGUGAGAAGAGAAUGUUCAAGUCUCCAAACUCAAUUCAGAACAAGGCUAGGACCCAAUUACUUAAUAAGCAACGGUUGUUAUCUGAGGGCAGAAACUUGGGUCACUAUGCAGCAAAUAGGGUUGAUGACGAGGCGUUUUGAGUGGGGCAUAUAAUAAUUUGCAGGGAUUGUGUUCAUUUGUGGAUUCCAUCAUCAAUUUUAUACUUCAUUAUUUUUAACUUAAUGACUAGGAAAACUGUUUCUGCAAACUAUACCAGUGUGAAUUGAUAUUUGCAUGUUAUAUAUAUGCCUAGAAGAAGCUGAUCUUG
Molecule: messenger RNA, 1776 nt
Organism: Abrus precatorius (Indian licorice)
Lineage: Eukaryota; Viridiplantae; Streptophyta; Magnoliopsida; Fabales; Fabaceae
Product: interferon-related developmental regulator 1-like
Exons: 13
Coding region: 257-1609 (450 amino acids)
Source: RefSeq, a predicted model, not a curated record